AUGAACUUCCAAUUAUCUUUAACUAUUGUUUCUUUAUUUCAAUUAUUUAUCACUUUGACUUCUGCCGCAGAAGUCCGUUUUUUUACAUCCGAUGGUGUAGUAUACAGUUAUGCUGUCAUCACUAGUACAAUUAGACCUGCCACCGUCUAUUUAGAAACUAUCUAUUAUACAACUACUCGUGUUAGAGAAGUUACCUUAAGUAACAAUGUCAUUACCUCUGUUACUGAAGAAGUUACUCAAACUUCUACUACUUCUUCUACUAGUACUUUGGAUCAAGUUACAGCUACUGCUCCCUUGAUUACUGCCAACUCAGGUUUAACUACAACUUUGUCCCCUAUUUCUACUCCUGUCUCUACAACUUCUACUUCUACCACUCCUGUUUCUACCACUACUUCUAUUACUUCUACCUCUACCAUUCCUUCUAGUUCUUUUGCCAGCACUUCUAAUGUUCCAACCCAACAACAAUCGUCAAGCGAAGUUGCUACCUCUACAAGUCCAGCUUCUAGUUUUACUUUAGUCGAACCACAAGUCACAUCCUCAGCUAUUGAAACUGUUGAUGCUACCUCAUCUACUUCUGCAUCUUCAACUAUAACAGCAACUCCAGUCCCAUCUUCUGUUUCUAUUUCUACCACCUCCUCUUCUUCAUCUCAAGAAACUAACUCAGCUUAUACUACUGAAUGGGAUGAUGGUGAAUGUUAUAUAUUCUAUGACUCUGAUUACUAUAGUACUUACUAUAUAACUGGUUCCGAAUCUGUUGAUGCUUCUACUACUUUAACAAGUACCAGAACAGUAUACGCUACUGUUACCGUUUAA
This is a messenger RNA of Vanderwaltozyma polyspora DSM 70294, 813 nucleotides long. RefSeq names its product Dse2p (gene DSE2). The record is from RefSeq and is a predicted model, not a curated record. The transcript has a single exon. The coding region runs from base 1 to 813 and encodes 270 amino acids. Lineage: Eukaryota; Fungi; Ascomycota; Saccharomycetes; Saccharomycetales; Saccharomycetaceae.